Sorex fumeus (smoky shrew) is the source of this 3729-nucleotide messenger RNA. It is a transcript of the gene EPHB3, whose product is annotated as EPH receptor B3. Gene Ontology annotation, biological process: axon guidance; protein phosphorylation; cell surface receptor protein tyrosine kinase signaling pathway. Gene Ontology annotation, cellular component: neuron projection; plasma membrane. Gene Ontology annotation, molecular function: protein binding; transmembrane-ephrin receptor activity; ATP binding. The record is from RefSeq and is a predicted model, not a curated record. The transcript is spliced from 16 exons. NCBI's taxonomy places the organism in Eukaryota, Metazoa, Chordata, Mammalia, Eulipotyphla, Soricidae. Bases 28 to 3009 code for a protein of 993 amino acids.
CCGGCUCCCGGAGCCCGCGGCUCGGCCAUGGCCCGAGCCCGCCCGCCGCUGCCGCCGCCGCCGCCGCUGCUCCCGCCGCUGCUGCUGCUCCCGCUGCUGCUGCCCGCCGGCUGCCGCGCGCUGGAAGAGACCCUCAUGGACACCAAAUGGGUAACGUCUGAGUUGGCAUGGACGGCUCAUCCCGAGAGCGGGUGGGAAGAGGUGAGCGGCUACGACGAGGCCAUGAACCCCAUCCGCACCUACCAGGUAUGCAACGUGCACGAGGCCAGCCAGAACAACUGGCUGCGCACAGGCUUCAUCUGGCGGCGGGACGUGCAGCGAGUCUAUGUGGAGCUCAAGUUCACGGUGCGGGACUGCAACAGCAUCCCCAACAUCCCCGGCUCCUGCAAGGAGACCUUCAACCUCUUUUACUAUGAGGCCGAUGGCGACGUGGCCUCUGCCUCGUCCCCGUUCUGGAUGGAGAACCCCUACGUGAAGGUGGACACCAUCGCGCCCGACGAGAGCUUCUCGCGGCUGGACACGGGCCGGGUCAACACCAAGGUGCGCAGCUUCGGGCCGCUGUCCAAGGCCGGCUUCUACCUGGCCUUCCAGGACCAGGGCGCCUGCAUGUCGCUCAUCUCCGUGCGCGCCUUCUACAAGAAGUGCGCGUCCACCACGGCGGGCUUCGCGCUCUUCCCCGAGACCCUCACGGGCUCCGAGCCCACCUCGCUCGUCAUCGCCCCCGGCACCUGCAUCCCCAACGCCGUGGAGGUGUCCGUGCCCCUCAAGCUCUACUGCAACGGCGACGGGGAGUGGAUGGUGCCCGUGGGCACCUGCACCUGUGCCACCGGCCACGAGCCAGCCGCCAAGGAGUCCCAGUGCCGCCCCUGUCCCCCCGGGAGCUACAAGGCCAAGCAGGGCGAGGGCCCGUGUCUGCCCUGCCCGCCCAACAGCCGCACCACCACGCCCGCCGCCGGCCUCUGCCUCUGCCACAACAACUUCUACCGCGCAGACUCCGACUCGGCCGACAGCGCCUGCACCACCGUGCCCUCCCCACCGCGGGGCGUCAUCUCCAAUGUGAACGAGACCUCGCUGAUCCUCGAGUGGAGCGAGCCCCGCGACCUGGGGGGCCGGGACGACCUCCUCUACAACGUCAUCUGCAAGAAGUGCCGCGGGGGGCCCGGGGGGACGCCCUCCUGCUCCCGCUGCGACGACAACGUGGAGUUCGUGCCCCGGCAGCUGGGCCUGACCGAGCGGCGCGUCCACGUCAGCCACCUGCUGGCCCACACGCGCUACACCUUCGAGGUGCAGGCCGUCAACGGAGUGUCGGGCAAGAGCCCCCUGCCACCCCGCUACGCCGCGGUCAACAUCACCACCAACCAGGCCGCCCCGUCCGAGGUGCCCACUUUGCACCUGCACAGCAGCACGGGCAGCAGCCUGACCCUGUCCUGGGCGCCCCCCGAGCGGCCUAACGGCGUCAUCCUGGACUACGAGAUGAAAUACUUUGAGAAGAGCGAGGGCAUUGCGUCCACGGUGACCAGCCAGAAGAACUCUGUGCAGCUGGACGGACUGCGGCCCGAGGCGCGCUACGUGGUGCAGGUCCGCGCCCGCACGGUGGCCGGCUACGGGCAGUACAGCCACCCUGCAGAGUUCGAGACCACCAGCGAGAGAGGCUCCGGGGCCCAGCAGCUGCAGGAGCAGCUUCCCCUCAUCGUGGGCUCUGCCAUGGCGGGGCUGGUGUUUGUGGCGGCUGUUGUGGUCAUCGCUGUUGUCUGCCUCAGGAAGCAGCGACACACCGCAGAUUCCGAGUACACAGAGAAGCUCCAGCAGUACAUUGCCCCUGGAAUGAAGGUGUAUAUCGACCCAUUCACCUAUGAGGACCCCAACGAGGCCGUGCGCGAGUUCGCCAAGGAGAUCGACGUGUCCUGUGUCAAGAUCGAGGAGGUGAUUGGAGCAGGGGAGUUUGGGGAAGUGUGCCGGGGCCGUCUGAAGCAGCCUGGCCGCCGGGAGGUCUUUGUGGCCAUCAAGACCCUGAAGGUGGGGUACACGGAGCGACAGCGAAGGGACUUCCUGAGCGAGGCCUCCAUCAUGGGCCAGUUCGACCACCCCAACAUCAUCCGCUUGGAGGGGGUGGUCACCAAGAGCCGCCCAGUCAUGAUCCUCACCGAGUUCAUGGAGAACUGCGCCCUGGACUCCUUCCUCCGACUCAACGACGGUCAGUUCACGGUCAUCCAGCUGGUGGGCAUGCUGAGGGGCAUCGCGGCAGGCAUGAAGUACCUGUCCGAGAUGAACUACGUGCACCGGGACCUGGCGGCCCGCAACAUCCUGGUCAACAGCAACCUGGUGUGCAAAGUGUCCGACUUCGGCCUCUCGCGCUUCCUGGAGGACGACCCCUCGGACCCCACCUACACCAGCUCCCUGGGCGGGAAGAUCCCCAUCCGCUGGACGGCCCCCGAGGCUAUCGCCUACCGCAAGUUCACCUCCGCCAGUGACGUGUGGAGUUACGGCAUCGUCAUGUGGGAGGUGAUGAGCUACGGAGAACGGCCGUACUGGGACAUGACCAACCAGGAUGUCAUCAAUGCGGUGGAGCAGGAUUACCGGCUGCCCCCACCCAUGGACUGCCCCACGGCCCUGCACCAGCUCAUGCUGGACUGCUGGGUGCGGGACCGGAACCUCAGGCCCAAGUUCUCCCAGAUCGUCAACACCCUGGACAAGCUUAUCCGCAACGCGGCCAGCCUCAAGGUCAUCGCCAGCGCCCAGUCGGGCAUGUCCCAACCCCUCCUGGACCGCACGGUCCCCGAUUACACGACCUUCACGACGGUGGGGGACUGGCUGGACGCCAUCAAGAUGGGGCGGUACAAGGAGAGUUUCAUCAGCGCUGGAUUCGCCUCCUUUGAUCUGGUGGCCCAGAUGACGGCGGAGGACCUGCUCCGGAUCGGGGUCACCUUGGCGGGCCACCAGAAGAAGAUCCUGAGCAGUAUCCAGGACAUGCGGCUGCAGAUGAACCAGACGCUGCCGGUGCAGGUCUGACACCUGAAUCCCACCGGGAGGGUGCCCCCCCCACUCCCUGCCCCCCAGGACGGCGCAGGAACCGACCGGCCAGCUGGACUCGAGGACUUUUGGGUGCCUGGCCGUUAGGCUGGUGGCCCAGAAGAUGGAAAUUUGGAGAAGGCCCCCGCGGGGACUUCUCCAGGCCGGGGCUCCCUCCCAGGCCAGUAUGGCCCAAACCUCUUCAUAUUGAAGACGGAUUAGGAGAGGGGGCAUGAGCCCUCCCCGAGCCCCCCGGGGCCCAGGCCUUUCUGCUUUCCAGUGGGGGGUUCCCCACCAUGUCAGACUUGACUGUUCAGUGCCGGGUUCCCAGCAGGGGCAGCUGGGAAAUAAGCCCCAGAUCCACCGGGCCCAGCCCUGGGAGGGAUCUGGUCCCCCCCAGGUAGGCAGAGAUUGGUCCCUCCCUCAGGAACUGGGGGAGGGGACUCCGGCCACAGGGAAAUGUGACGCCCUGUGAUGCGAGGAAGCCACCCGGCACCUUCAAGUUUGCACAGGGACUAGUUCUGGGGGCCAAGGGCCCAGCCCCACCCCCCGCCCUUGGUGCUGUCAUACAGGGGCCGGCAGGGGCCCUCCGAGGAGCAGCCCCUUGUCUCCCCACCCCCCACCCCCCAGAGACUGACUCUCCGAGCCAGAGACGGGAUGUGUGUGAGUGCGUGCAUGCGAGCGUGUCGGAGUGUGUGUGCGCGUGUGCGGAGGCAUGUA